GGGGGGUUCAGCGGGCCUGGGCACUGGCCCGGGAAGCGCCGAUUGCUUCUUUGGGCCGGAGCCGUCGGAGUGGGGCUGUUGCCGAGGGAGCAUGUCGGUGGCGGGGCUGAAGAAGCAGUUCCACAAGGCCAGCCAGAGAACCAAAGAGGCAUUAUUUACCCGGUUAGAGAGGUAACCACAACGCAAGCACUACAGACCGUUGGGCGUGCAGUAAAGCUGUAAUGCACCUUGAAAGUGUUGGAGCAUCUUUUGCGGGCUCUUCAGUGAAAAGAUCAGUGGAGCUGAAGGAACAAAACUAGAUGAAGAUUUUCAAGAGAUGGAAAGGAAAAUUGAUGUCACUAACAAAGCUGUGGCAGAACUUCUAUCAAAGGCCACCGAAUACCUCCAACCUAAUCCAGCCUACAGAGCUAAGCUGGGUAUGCUGAACACUGUAUCUAAGAUUCGAGGACAGGUUAAAACCACGGGAUAUCCACAGACAGAAGGGCUCCUUGGAGAUUGUAUGCUCCGAUACGGGAGAGACCUCGGAGAGGAAUCGACCUUUGGCACUGCGCUGAUCGAUGCUGGCGAGAGUAUGAAGCAGAUGGGUGAAGUCAAAGACUCUCUGGACAUCAACGUGAAGCAAAACUUCAUCGAUCCAUUACAGCUACUGCAAGACAAGGAUCUGAGAGAAAUUGGGCACCAUCUGAAGAAGCUAGAAGGCCGGCGUUUAGAUUACGAUUACAAAAAGAAGCGUCUAGGGAAGAUACCAGAUGAGGAGGUUAAGCAAGCUGUGGAAAAGUUUGAGGAGUCCAAAGAGUUGGCCGAACGCAGCAUGUUCAACUUUCUAGAGAACGAUAUAGAGCAAGUGAGCCAGUUGCUUGUCUUGGUAGAAGCUGCCCUCGUUUAUCACAAGCAAUCCACAGAAAUUUUAGAGGACCUGCAGAGCAAGCUUCAAAACAGGAUAAACAUCGCGUCGAGUCGCCCUAGACUUGAAUUCAAGCCAAAGUCGGUAUUAAGGGCGUCUCUCGAAAUAAGCAACGGCCAACAGCACAAUGGAAUUUCAUUCAGCCCGUUGAUAAAGUCCUCAGGUUCCUCGUUGCACAUGGACCAACCUUGCUGCCAAGCGUUGUUUGACUUUGAGCCCGAAAAUGAAGGCGAGCUUGGCUUUAAGGAAGGGGACAUCAUCACGUUGACGAACCAAAUCGAUGAGAACUGGUACGAAGGCAUGUUAAAUGGCGAAUCGGGCUUCUUCCCCAUCAAUUACGUCGAAGUCGUGGUGGCGUUGCCCCAGUGAGCCUGUCGCGGCGUCCACGCCGCCGGUGCCGUUUCAGCGCCAAAGCCGUGUCUUCUUCGCCCAAAGUGGUCUUUCAUUUGUACGCCCCUCCAAAAG
Messenger RNA from Elgaria multicarinata webbii, 1369 nucleotides. RefSeq names its product SH3 domain containing GRB2 like 3, endophilin A3 (gene SH3GL3). The transcript has 10 exons. Gene Ontology annotation, cellular component: glutamatergic synapse; presynapse; cytoplasm. Gene Ontology annotation, molecular function: protein binding. The record is from RefSeq and is a predicted model, not a curated record. Gene Ontology annotation, biological process: synaptic vesicle uncoating; endocytosis. Bases 317 to 1273 code for a protein of 318 amino acids. NCBI's taxonomy places the organism in Eukaryota, Metazoa, Chordata, Lepidosauria, Squamata, Anguidae.